This is a messenger RNA of Stylonychia lemnae, 2073 nucleotides long. NCBI's taxonomy places the organism in Eukaryota, Ciliophora, Spirotrichea, Sporadotrichida, Oxytrichidae. The record is from the annotation of a GenBank genome assembly.
AUGAGUUCAUCUAUUUCCACAGAAAACAAAGCUAAUGGUUCUGAGACUCCUAAGGUAUUUUUACCUCCUAAAAUUAACCAAAUUUAGCCUUAAUUUUUGUCUAAAAAACAAAGAGAAGAAUUGAAAAAGAAGCAGGAAGAUGAGGAUAAGCAUUAAGAGGAGGAAAAAAGAGAUGACAGAGAUAGGAAUCGUGAUAGAGACUAUAGAGAUAGAAAGGAUGAUCGUGAUAGAGAUCAUAGAGGAGAUGGUGAUAAAUAAAGACGAGAUGAUGAAAGAAAUGUAAAGGUAGAUUAACGAAGAGUCGAUGAGGAAAAGAAUUCAGCAAAAGAUAAAGUUGAAAAAGAUAAAAAACUCUUUAUUGAUGAAAGAGAGAUUGAGAUGAUAAAGGGUAAAUAUCUUGGAACAAUUAAGGAAAAGAAAAGAGUGAUUAAGCCGAGUGAUAAAUUCAAAUAGGUAUUUCACUUCGAAUGGGAUGCCAGUGAAGAUACAUCCAAGGAUAUUAAUCCAUUAUAUUCAUAGAGGCAUGAUCCUAAACUCCUAUUCGGUAAGGGAUUUGUAGGAGGAGUUGAUCAUGACUUUUAAAGAAAGAAAUACGGCAAUGGUGAUGACAAAAAAUUAGAGAAGGAUCAGAGAGUUUCUCUUGAGGAAACGAUGAACAAACCACUUUUAGAAAUGACUGAGAGGGAUUGGAAGAUAUUCAAAGAAGAUUAGGAUAUUAUGACAAAGGGUGGAAGAAUACCUCAUCCCAUUAGAAACUGGGAUGAAAUCGAAGACUUAGAUCCAUUUUUAAGGGAUAAUAUAGCAAUUUGUGGUUAUAAAAGACCUAUGCCUAUCUAAAUGUAAGGCAUUGCCAUAGGAAUGAACUGCCGAGAUAUGAUUGGACUAGCUCCAACUGGUUCUGGUAAAUCUGCAGCAUUUUUAAUCCCAUUAAUUAACUUCAUGCUGAAACUCCCUCCCAUAAGGGAUGAAUUGGUUUAGGAUGGACCUUAUGCAAUCAUAAUGGCACCAUCAAGAGAGUUGGCUAUAUAAAUUGAGACAGAGUUUAGGAAACUUGCAAAUGAAACUCCACUAAGAUCUUAAAUUGUUGUAGGAGGUAAGAGUGCUGAGGAGUAAGGUUCAAGUAUUUCAAGAGGAGUUGAAAUAAUUAUUGGUACUCCUGGUAGAAUUGAAGAUUUGGUUAAAAGAAGAUAUCUAGUGCUCAAUUAAUGCUAUUAUGUGAUCCUUGAUGAAGCAGAUAAAAUGAUAGAUUUAGAUUUAGAAGAAUCAGUAAACUUUAUCUUGGAAUCAAUACCUAGCAAUCUUUAGAAAGCUGAUAAGGAAAAAGAUGUCGCUUAUUAAGAAUAGUAAAUUUUGAGAGGAGAGAAAUUCUUCAAAACGUUUGUAAUGUUUUCAGCAACGAUGCUUCCAUAAAUUGAAAAACUAGCUAGAAAAUACCUAAGGUCUCCAGCCUUUAUAACUAUUGGAGAGCCUGGAGGAGGAAAGAAAGAUAUUGAACAGAGAAUAGAAUUUGUAUCAGAAUCUCAAAAGAGAAGCAGGCUCUAGUAGCUGCUAGAUAAAUUUCGCCAACCUCCUAUUAUUAUUUUUGUGAAUCAAAGAAGUGAUACUGAACACUUAUCAACAUUUCUUACUAAAGUAGGCUACUCUGUAAAUGCUUUGCAUGGUUCUAAGACUCAAUAAUAGAGAGAAGCUGCCUUGAACUCAUUAAAGAGUGGUAGUAUUGAUAUACUAGUCUGUACAAAUGUUGCUGCUAGAGGUUUAGAUGUAGAUAAUGUAGCUCAUGUUAUAAACUAUCAUGCUCCCCAGAAUAUUAUUGACUACAUUCAUAGAAUCGGGCGUACAGGUCGUGCUGGUAGAAAAGGUAUGGCAACUACCUUCCUAACUAAUGCUGAUGAGUCAAUUUUCUAUGAUCUCAAAAAAUUCUUGCAAGAUAAUGAUCAGCCAGUGCCUAAUGAGUUGGCAAAUCAUAAUGCAGCAAAGUUUAAAGGUGGUCAAGAGAACAUUGGCGGAAAUGUCGGAGCACCUUCUAAAAAUAAUGUGGUCCCAACCAGCACUCAACAAAAUAAGUUACUAUGA